AAAGCAGAAGAGGUGGGUAUAGAAAUGAAGAAACCCACAAACAUUGAUCAGCAACUGAGAGUGGAGAGAGAGGUGACACAUCAGCUACAGGAGCAGCUCUCUGAUGUUCGAGUUGAAUACUGCACUGUAUUGAAGUCAUUGAAAGAGGCUCACACUCUCAUUGAUAAGCACAUUGAUACUGCAAAGGAAUCGUCAAUUCGUGAAUUGUCACUGAAAGAAAGAGUGAGUGGGUUAUCCAAUGAAGUUAAGGAAUUAAAGGGACAGUUAGCUGCAUUGGAAGAGGAGUCUGGCAAGGACAAGCAAAACUUAAUAGCCGAAUCUAAUCAACACAAGAAAGAGUUAUCUGAUUUAAGGCAGCGUUUGAGUACACUACAGGGAGACUAUGCCAGCUUGCAGUUGAGUAAUGAGGAAUUAGAAUCAGAGAAGAAACAUCUUAUUAGCAGGAAAACUGAAAAUGAAUGCAUCCUUGAUGAUACAAAGAAACAGUUAAAUGCUGCAAAGGAAGAGAUUGAGAUUAUAAGAGAAAAGUAUUUAUGCAUAGAGAAGGAAAGAGAUGAGCUUAAGAUGAAGUAUAAUGGAGAGAAUAAAUGUGACAAAGAGGUUCAGUGUGAUUUAGCUUUAGAAGAAGGUGCCGUUCUUCAUAAGAGAUUGCCAUUGUCACAGGAUCUUCUUGAAUCCCCUCCACUGAAAAGACUCAAGUCAAGCAGCAGUGAAUAUGGAGAGUCAGAGACUCCCACCAUUGCAUCUGUUGAAGCUCAGGUACAAGACACAAUGGAUCAAAUCAUUGAGGCUGCAACAGCAAAGUUUAUAGAACUCAGUCCAGAGGCUUUGAUGAAGGAAACUGUAGUAGUGGAUACAAUUGAGUCUGAUGAAAAUGUUAAGGGAAAUGAGGUUGAACUUGGAGAGGUAAAGGUCAUUGAUGUUAGCCCAGCUCCUAUGGCAACCAGCACUCCUUCUGAUGUAACAGAAGAUAAUAUUAUGAUUCAGAAAAUUGCUUCACACUCAUUGACUUUGACACCUAAUAAAGCUACUAGUGAUAGUAAAGCUGUAUCCUCUGUUGGCCUUGCUUCUGAAAUAAAGACAUCAUUGAUGAAUAAUUUUCCAACGUUAUCUAAGAGUUUAACUGCUACAGAUACUGUGACUGCUCCUGGUUCUAAUGCAUUGACUGAGGCUCAUUCUAAAGCUCAAGUAGCUGAAACCAAAAUACCCCAUACCACUUCUAAUACUACUGCUCCUAAUACUAGUAUUGCUAGCAUUGCUAGUGCUAAGACUCAUUCAAAAGCUUUAGGAUCGUCAGAAGUUGAGAUUAUGUUCUCUGACAAUGAUGAUGAUGAUGAUGGGGAUUUGAUUGACACACAGUUAAGCAAGGAGAUAGAAAGAGCUCAUUCGUUGCUUCUUAAUGAUAGACUCAAGAGAUCAAAAUAUCAUAAAAAUAAGACCAUUAUUAAAUAGACUAGCAUGCAAAAAUCACCAAACUACCUGACCAAACUUCACCAAGAUUGUAUUCAUUAUUCAUUAUGUAGAGCUAGUUUAUUAAUAGUUAUUUAUUCAUUACUCAUUAGUGGGUCAAAGUAAA
Messenger RNA from Amphimedon queenslandica, 1576 nucleotides. RefSeq names its product protein bicaudal D-like. Lineage: Eukaryota; Metazoa; Porifera; Demospongiae; Haplosclerida; Niphatidae. The transcript has 6 exons. The coding region runs from base 25 to 1452 and encodes 475 amino acids. The record is from RefSeq and is a predicted model, not a curated record.